AUGGAUUUCCCCAAUGCAGAGAACCACGAGCGAAAGCCGAAUCCCAGAGAUGAUGGAGGACACGAGACCGCGCCAACCUCGAAUACUCAGAUGAUCAUGGACGAAGACAAGAAAGAGAAUGUCGAUACACCUGUUUCAAGAGAGGCAGAAACCUCAAAGGAAUCCACCACGACCAACUCCAAGAAAGGCUUGCAAUUUUGGCUGAUCCUGGUCGCACUCAGCUUCACAAGUCUGCUCACAUCGUUGGAAGCCACAAUCACAUCCACCGCCUUGCCAUCCAUCAUUGCUGAUCUCGGCGGUGGUGAUCUUUUCAUCUGGACGGCAAAUGGGUAUUUCCUAGCCAUGACUGCAUUGCUGCCACUGUAUGGACAGCUUGCGAAUCUAUUUGGGAGGCGGUGGCCAACUAUCAGUGCUGCGGCAAUUUUCAUCCUCGGCAGCGGGAUUUGUGGCGGGACCACCAGCAUAGAAAUGCUAAUCACUGGUCGUGUGGUGCAAGGAGUCGGUGCAAGCGGUAUUGGUGUCCUCGUCGAAAUGAUCGUUUGCGAUUUGGUACCACUAAGACAACGAGGCAACUACAUGGCAGUCGUCAUGGGCUUGAUCGCCAUCGGUACAGCCGUGGGACCGUUCAUCGGCGGGCUCAUUGUUGAUUCUCCUGCGGGCUGGCGAUGGGUAUUUUGGCUGAAUCUUCCCAUUGGAGGUGUCGCUCUGGUAUUGCUAUUUGUCUUCUUGAGGGUGACAUGGAACAGGAAUACCAGCUAUGUCACCAGACUGACAUCGAUAGACUGGGUUGGGAAUUUCAUCUUGGUUGGUUCAACCUCUAGCGUUCUCAUUGCACUGUCCUGGGCAGGCGCCGUGUAUACAUGGUCAUCUUACCAUGUUCUUGUUCCCCUGGCUAUCGGUUUGGCAGGCCUAGCAUUAUUCGUCAUGUUUGAAGGUUCUCGGUUUCCCAGUCAACCAACCAUGCCACUUCAUUUGAUGGCAAAUCGUACGUCAGCCACGGCAUAUAUAUUGACUUUGUUACAUGGCAUCGUCACCAUGUGGACCAUCUAUUUUCUGCCUGUCUACUUUCAAGGUGUUCUCGGCUCCUCACCUUCAUAUUCAGGAGUUCAACUACUGCCGAGUAUCCUGGUGCUGAUGCCAUUUGCUGCAUUGGGAGGGGUAGCUUUGUCGAAGUUCGGCGUUUACCGACCUUUCCAUGUCGCAGGCUUCGCACUGAUAGCAUUAAGCUUUGGGCUUUUCAAUCUCUUGGAUUCGAACUCUUCCACCGGUGCGUGGGUGGGAUACCAAGCGAUAGGAGCGGCUGGAGUCGGCCUCGUUGUUCCAACAUUGCUUCCUGCGGUUAUGGCACCGCUGACAGAACGCGACACGGCGCUUGCAACGUCAACUUGGGCAUUUUUACGCUCUUUUGGCGUCAUCUGGGGUACCGCUAUUCCUGCCGCGAUAUUCAACAAUCGCUUCGAUGAGCUUGCGACGACUACCAUCACAGACACUUUCAUUCGAAGCCAGGUAGUUAAUGGCAAAGCAUAUAGCCAUGCCACAGCCGCUUUUCUUCACACCUUGUCCGAGACGACUCGUGAAGAAUUCAUCGCGGUUUUAAAUCAGAGUCUUCGUCGAACAUGGCAAGUUGGGAUAGGUUUUGCUGCGCUUGGCCUUGCUCUCGUAUUUCUGGAGAAAGAUGUACCCCUCCGUCAGGAACUUGAGACCGAGUUCGGCAUGGAGAAGAAGCCGACAAUAAGGACAGCUUAUGAGGAGGAUGGAAAUGUCAAGUAA
Molecule: messenger RNA, 1770 nt
Organism: Exophiala bonariae
Lineage: Eukaryota; Fungi; Ascomycota; Eurotiomycetes; Chaetothyriales; Herpotrichiellaceae
Exons: 3
Coding region: 1-1770 (589 amino acids)
Biological process (GO): transmembrane transport
Cellular component (GO): plasma membrane
Molecular function (GO): transmembrane transporter activity
Source: RefSeq, a predicted model, not a curated record